AUGAAAUAUGUAAACUUAAGUAAAAUAUCGAACGUCGGUCUCAAAUGUCGUCCUGCAUCAGGGCGGGUUGGAGAGAAGUCGAAUAACCGAGUAACAAGCCGACAAUGUGACAGACCUGCGGUAGUUGCCCGCCGAUACGUCCUCCAUCUUGAAUUUACCAUAGACAACUGUUACCAGAUAAAAGAUGGCGUUAUUUUGGGUGAGGGACUGCCUGAACAGACCGUGUUGGAUGGGAAAGUUACGAAACUGGAUGACCUGAGUCCAGUUAUAUUUUUAAACAGAACUAAGGCAGCCCUCAACUGCGCCGCUGGGUCUAUGCAGAUUGAAAUGAAAUUUAACGAGAAAUUCUACGGCAUAGCGUAUGCGGACUUCGACAGGAAUUCGGCUUGCCAAGUGCGCGGUAAAGGCGCUCUGUCGUAUAAGCUGGAACUACCGCUAAAAGGAUGCGGAACAAAGCAGGAUCCUCUUCGUGUCUUUACCAACAACAUAGUGGUCCGGUUCCAUCCUGGUCUUGAAAUGGAUGGAGAUGAAGUCAUUACAAUCGUAUGCCGUUACCCACCGCCUAUCGUGCCGAAGCCAGUUUUCAACCCUCUUAUUCAUACCCCCGAACUUGCUCCUCUUCCGGCUAAAGCUCCUCUCGCUGGUACUCACAUUCUAAUGGUCAUCUGCGCAAUCCUAUUCCUCACGCUACUACUCCUGGGUCUCGGAGUGUCGUACCUCUGCCUCAAGAGGAGAGCCCUACCAGCGCCGAGGAGGUUUAUCGACGAUUCCUCAGCUUCUAUUGUGAGCAGGGAAAGCAUACAAGAAGUGAAAAUACCUCGAGCUCACCCGGUGUACCCUGUAGCCGCAGAAGUGGCAAGCGUAGCUUCUGACACCAUACCAUCCGACUACCCGUCCGAGACGCCCAGCGAAGCUGAAGCGACGCACACCAACCAGGCCUUCAUGAUGGAUGAAUCUUAUCAUAGCGAAGGAUACGGAGAGACCCGCGAGACGCUCGCGACUAACGCGCGACUUGUCUCAGGCGCGGCGCCAGCCUUCGACGUGCGCGUACGCGUCCAGCGCCCACCAAUGCCACCUUCACCACCUUCCACCAUUACUGCCACUGAAGUUGAUGGCGGUAGCAUGCGGCAAACCCUGAUGUCGGAAGAGCAUGAACGACAGGAGUCGGUCCGAACAGUGUCCCCUGUGGCACUCCCAUUGCCCGCUCGCGCCUCCAAACUGCCACCGCCUGAAAGGCCUCCCAGGCCUCCCGCGGUGUACUCGCAAGUGCAACGGGAGAAACAGGAGUGGUCGAGACGUCCGCGGUCCAUCGUCUCGCUGAACACUGAGAUGACUGACACCCACUCUGUCACCGAAGUUACUGACAGUUCACAUGCCAGGAUGUUCCAUAUCAAGAGAGCACCUCCGCCACCUCCUGUGAUGCGUGAGCGUCUACAAACGGAAGAACAUGAGAUGUUAAUGGAGAGUCUCGAGCCAAUACCUGAGACACCUAUUAUGCCUGCUAGAAAACCUGAAAUAACAUCUCACGUGGUAGAUGACGUAUUCCUCCGCACCAUCACGGAGAAGAAGACGAUAGAAGAUAUCGAGCGUCAUAAACGACUCGUCACGGAGUACAAACAGGUGCCACCUCCGCCGCCACAAUUCGACGUGACAAUCAGGAACCAUACCGUGCCAGAAGCUCAAUGGGAGAACUUCUCCGACAUCAGCAGCGCAUCAGGAAUGACGUUGACACCGAAGAUGGAAAGGGUGCCAUUAUCACUACCGCCGCAGAAGUUUAUUGGAAAGGGCGGUCCCGAUCUAUUCUCUCCUGAGCUGAUCAAGCAGACGGGCCAGUCAUACCAGACAACCUCCGACCUCCCUCUCUUACCGGAGCUGCCUCCUGCACGCAACCCACUUUUCCGUGACGAUGACGAUGAAGAUAUACCGGAGCCGAUGCCGAUACCACCGGUUCCUGUAAACUGGAACGUGCUAACAAGAGUUUUGAAGACCGAAGCGCAAGAUGAGGUCCUUUUGGAAACCGAGCGCUCAUACCGCCUAACUCGUGAGGAACGACUUCGUUGGCGCGAACUCAUCACCCACGAGAGUACCCUCCGUAGGGAACUGGCUCGAGCUUCCACCAGAGACGAGUUCACUAGAGUAGCCCACGAUCACCGCUUCGCACCCCUCUAUGCGCCCCAUAAGUGGGAAGUGAUUAUACGUAUUUUGGCACCACCUGUCGAUAAACCUAAGAACCGUUACCGCAAGAAGACAGAAUGGGAUUCCCGCUCCAGACGUAGUUCGUUGCCCACCCUUUACGAAUAUGACAGCGACGCCACGUCCCUGAGGGACCCUCAGCGCUCUCGCCGGUCCUCCUACCGCAGCGACCAUGUCGAUAUGAGGUCGAUGUCGGAGAUGAUGGUGGACUACGCCCGUGAGCAAGCGGACACACAGUCUGAAGUGUCAGCAGGCACGCAGCUAGGAAGAUACUAUGAUGAUGACAGUGAUUCGGAACACCCAUUCCAUCAGAGCCAAUCAUGGGUUCAAAAUUCUCUUCAUCGCUCCGUGAGCCAGCCAUCCCUAGCGCGUUCGGCCUCAGAAGUAGUAGAACAGUGGACAGUUCCCGAAGGUGAUGUCACACCUACACCUGGUCGUAGAAUUAGAGGUCCCCAAGGCUUGACGACUUUCACAUCAUCAGAAGUACGAACCUUCCAAGCAUCUUCCAGGGAAUGGCGAGAGUAA
This is a messenger RNA of Arctia plantaginis, 2718 nucleotides long. The record is from the annotation of a GenBank genome assembly. Lineage: Eukaryota; Metazoa; Arthropoda; Insecta; Lepidoptera; Erebidae.